Molecule: messenger RNA, 1383 nt
Organism: Metarhizium album ARSEF 1941
Lineage: Eukaryota; Fungi; Ascomycota; Sordariomycetes; Hypocreales; Clavicipitaceae
Exons: 1
Coding region: 1-1383 (460 amino acids)
Source: RefSeq, a predicted model, not a curated record
AUGGCCUCCGUGCAGGUCCAUCUUCACCAGGGUCCCUUUUCCCACCACGGCGGGAAGCUCUCCAAGUCGCGGAGUCGCACCGUGGUCAAGCCCAUUCUCAGGAAGCUGCAUUCUCAUCACUCGGAUCGCGAGUCGCUCGACCUCGACCGCGGCUGGGAUGAUCAGCCGUCACCAAGCCUCGCCGCCGGUCCCGACUUUGGCUCCUACGACAGCGAUGGCUCCUAUCCCUACUCGACCCAAAACGGUCCGCCGGCCAGAUGCGCUCGCGACGUGAGCUUCUCCUUCUCCCCGUCAGACAUGGCGGGUCCCGGCCUGGGCCUGGCACCGCGCCCCAAGUACUCCCACGUUCGAUCGGCGAGCGGCAACUCGCACACCUCGUCCAUCGCGACUACCGCCAACGGCGGCACCUUUGUCCACCCCUUCCAGCAGCAGCCUCACGCCUCGAAUCCUCCUCUGCCCUACGCCAACUCGAGGUCGUCCUUUGAGAACGGCGUGUCGACCGGCUACUCUCCCACCAUCACCGAGGACGACGCCGACGUCGAUCCGUACUCGUCCUUCCACUCUGCCUCCACCACCCCUCGUCCCGCCCUGUACCAGUCUGCCUUUUACCAGCAUCCCAACCAUCGCCGUCCUUCCGUGGCAAGUCAGCGUACCAGCUCGGUCUCGGAUGGAGCCCAGGCGACGCGGCUACCUGCUGCUCGAUCCAACUCGGCCACCACUCGCCUCCUGGCACCGCCGUCUCUGACUCAGAGCAGGUCGGAGCUGGACUUCAGCGCCUUGUCUUCCCUCUCGUCAACCUCCCCCGCGGGGACGCCCGCGACAACCCUGUCCUCCGUGCAGACCCAGAUCAAUGCACCCUUGUCGCCGCUGCGCAACUCUCUGGACAUGGGCGUCUUCCGCCUGCGCUCCCGAAGCGGCGAGGUCGACACCUUUACGCACAAGGAGCAGGUCCGCGAAGCCCGCCGCAAGUUUGAGGCCAGGGAGCGUGCCAAGGACGAAAAGUAUGCCAGGGAACAGCUCCGCAAACGAGAACGUGCCGAGAUCAAGGAGGCACACAGGCUUGAAAAGUCGCACCCGCGGCUUCGCAAGGGCAGCACGGGGCACGGCAGCGUCUCCAGCAGCACCAUGUCGAGCGGGACCGACCUCCGAAUCUCCUCGUCGAGAAAUCACGGCGCGAGGCUCGAGGACAGCCGCGAAAAGGUGGAGUUUUCGGCGUUUGGCUACAACAGUACGCAUGGCGGGCCAACCGCCCCCUCGAGGCCCGACGAGGUCCAUUUCACGUCGCCCAAGAGAAGCAAGACGGCCAAGCACAAGACCAUGGGCGUCUGGACCGCCUUCAUGCUGUGGCUUCGGACUCGACUGCUCAAGAUCGGCAGACGCUAG